Cheilinus undulatus (humphead wrasse) is the source of this 718-nucleotide messenger RNA. RefSeq names its product dolichyl-phosphate mannosyltransferase subunit 2, regulatory (gene dpm2). The transcript has 4 exons. Gene Ontology annotation, molecular function: enzyme regulator activity. Gene Ontology annotation, cellular component: dolichol-phosphate-mannose synthase complex; endoplasmic reticulum membrane. Gene Ontology annotation, biological process: GPI anchor biosynthetic process. Bases 63 to 314 code for a protein of 83 amino acids. Lineage: Eukaryota; Metazoa; Chordata; Actinopteri; Labriformes; Labridae. The record is from RefSeq and is a predicted model, not a curated record.
ACCCUCCGCUGUAUUUAUUUACCAGAAGAAGAACUACCGGAAACGUCAGCAAACUGUCCGAGAUGGCGUCGGGAGUGGAUCAAGCUGUGGGCAUGAGUCUGGUGGUCUUCAGCCUGGUGCUGUUUACGUAUUACUCAGUGUGGGUCGUCGUCCUGCCUUUCGUGGACAGCGAUCAUGAGCUGCACAAAUACUUCCUUCCUCGGGAAUAUUCGGUCAUUCUGCCGGGCAUCGCCGCCGUCAUACUGCUCCUCUGUAUAGGGGCCUUCACUGCUGUUAUUUUGUGGAAGAAUCGUAAACCAAAGAAAGCGGACUAAUCUGAGGACGUUCUCGUCACUGCUGUGGACUCAACUCUCUCUGCAAACAGAAAAACAGGCUUUUUCUUCAGUAAUGGACCCUAAAAGGUUACUGGCUGCACAUUAGAUGAUGUUAGACACUGUGGGCCUCAUGUCUGUGGAGUCUCCACUGUAAAUACAAACUACGUGCAUGAUGGGAGGAUUCUAAUGUCAGAAAUGGGCUGAAACUGUCCACAUGCCUGUGGUCUCCCAUGUAUGUGGAGCUAGCUUCACUUCUCCAGCCCUGUGUGUUUAUAGACCUGAAUACUGUCUAGAUUUAGUUUCUAUUUUCUAUAAGAUUAGAGAAAGCUAGCUGCUGUUCUAAAAUGUUUUUGUUAAUGUCUGAGUUGAACAUUUGUGCUGAAAGUAAACAGACUGAUCCGGGA